Aplysia californica (California sea hare) is the source of this 1442-nucleotide messenger RNA. RefSeq names its product sodium- and chloride-dependent glycine transporter 2. Lineage: Eukaryota; Metazoa; Mollusca; Gastropoda; Aplysiida; Aplysiidae. The coding region runs from base 1 to 492 and encodes 163 amino acids. Gene Ontology annotation, cellular component: membrane. Gene Ontology annotation, biological process: sodium ion transmembrane transport. The record is from RefSeq and is a predicted model, not a curated record. The transcript has 4 exons. Gene Ontology annotation, molecular function: L-amino acid transmembrane transporter activity.
AUGUAUUACUUCCAGCUGGUGGACUGGUACGUCGCUGCCCUUAGUACAGUGGUCAUUGGUAUCUUGGAAUGUUUGGCCGUGGGCUGGAUAUAUGGUGCAAAUAGGUUCUGUGACGAUAUUGCGCUGAUGAUUGGAUCCAAGCCUCCUUUCAUAUUUGAAAUUCUGUGGAUAUUUGUGACACCAACAUUGCUCUCGGCCGUGUUUAUCUUCACACUCCUGUCCUAUGAACCGCCAACACUCAAGGGGUAUGUCUACAGCAAAGGUCUAGAAGGCCUGGGAUGGUGUAUAGCUCUGAUUUCCUUUAUACCGAUCCCACUUUAUGCAGCCUACCUACUUUUCCAAGCUGAAGGCAGUUUUUUGGAGCGCCUCAAGAGCACUUGCACACCAUCCAAAGACUGGAAACCCUCAGACCCUGAUCUGAGAGACCAAUACAUCAUGGACACCAAGCACCUGCCUAUUUGUAACCUCAGAAUGCCAUGCUCCAGAGUUUAGGCCCUCUGUUUCUCCCAAAUAUAUCCCACGUUUCUUAAGUAUUAGUAGUGAAAGCGAAAAUAGUCAUCAAACUACCAGAAAUGACAAUACUUUUUUUUAACCUUUGCACUGUUUGAUUAAAAUAUUACUCUUUUAGACUCCCACCGAUGCCGUUUGCGCUGACAUAAUACAUCAUAAUAAUAUUUUUCAACAGACAUACAAAAUGAAACUAUUUGUGUGGCGUCGUGGUGAAAUCAAGCGCUCGUCAUGGUGAUGAAAUUAUUAAAAACCACAUUUUACCUCCCCUUGGGCAAAUCGAAUUUGGGAAGUGUGAUUGUGUGUGUUGGGGGCGCGGGGGAGGGAGGGGCUCAACAUCUGUUGUGUCCACUUUAGAGCACAUUGCUGUGUAGAUUUUACUGAAAUACAUUGAUCAAAAGUGCUCUCAAUCUUAAUUUCCAAGAACAUACAAGCUUUGGAUAUCACCAAAUGUUGGCGGCAUUCUUCUCGUUAAUUUUACUUGUGACACCAGGUGACCCCCAGUCUCCUUUAAUAGCAAAUGUCUCAACUUCUUUUUCAAGAUAGAACAUUACUAGAACCCCAAAAUAUGCAUAUCGCUUUGGCAACCUUUUUCUUAGAUCACCCAGUAGAUCUAGUGCAGAUCCUCAAACGCUAAUUUCAUGUAUUUUGAUUUGAUGAUGCAUGCUACGCAGAAUGUUUCUUUUUUAACUUAAAGAUUGUUAUAUUAUUAUUCCUUUUCUGCGACUGCAGCACGCUGAAAGGAGUGGGGGUUGUGAGGGAAAGAGUACACUGUAGAUCUACCUACAUUCAAUGUGCAUGAGGAGUGAUGUAUCUAAUAUUUUAUUUUCGGAAUAUUUCCCCGUACGAAAUUGAGAACCGGGUGGAGAUUGUGAGGAAUGUUAUAUUUCAUUUACGUUAAGGAGGAGCGAUGUAUUAAAACAGAUUUUAUUAUC